AUGCACAUCUUCCGUCGAUUUCACGUUGCUAUACCGGCGCUCUUUGGACCAUUCGGGCUGUGGAUCCGACGCGGAAUAUACUACUUCCGACGCAGCCACUGGGUUGCUCCAGGGAUACGCCCAUACCAGCUUUGCCUUUGGCCGGCCGGCGCCUCAUAUUCUCCAGCCGAUUACUUGGACAUCUAUAUGCACGCCCUUCCAAAGUUGAGGACCGUGCCGCGUCUGCGCCUCAAUCAAAUGUAUCACGAAAAAUCGGACUGCCUCGGAUCGCUGACAGUGAUCGAGCAACUCAUUCGAGAGAUUGUUAAGAAAACGCAAUCCAGCGCGCCGCGACAAGUUAUCGAAUUUCGCACUCUGCGCUACCUGGACGAGGUGUCACAGGAGGAUCUUGCCGAAUAUCAACGCGAAAUGGAUAUGUACGUGGUGGAUAGCGUGGGCAGUGCUCGCAGCCGCCUGCCGGGAAGAGGGACGACCGUGUGGGCGACGGGCAUUCGGAUAAUACUCGCGCUCAAUGACCCCGAGGAACACGCUCAACGGCUAAUCGAACAGGUAUCCCUCGAC
This is a messenger RNA of Mesorhabditis spiculigera, 561 nucleotides long. NCBI's taxonomy places the organism in Eukaryota, Metazoa, Nematoda, Chromadorea, Rhabditida, Rhabditidae. The record is from the annotation of a GenBank genome assembly.